Molecule: messenger RNA, 3452 nt
Organism: Bactrocera oleae (olive fruit fly)
Lineage: Eukaryota; Metazoa; Arthropoda; Insecta; Diptera; Tephritidae
Product: lectizyme
Biological process (GO): proteolysis
Molecular function (GO): serine-type endopeptidase activity
Source: RefSeq, a predicted model, not a curated record
UAUGUAUCACUUUAUAAUAGUAAUCAUUCAGAGUUCUUUAAAACCUAACUAUGUAUCUUUAUAAAAACUCUUCAACAAUUUUUGAGAAAAUUGUCAAAUUCAUGGUGCUAGUUUGUGGAAGUAUUUAAAUUAUUUGCCUGAGUCGAUUUGUGGCUAUAGUUCUAAUCGAAUCCUUGGCCGAAAAUAAAAUCAGGUCCAUUCCGGUUUGAAACGAAUGAUUUGGGGAAAUUUUCGUACGCAAUUGCAACGAAAACAAUCAAAAUUGUUGGAAGAGGUUACUUCAAAUAUGAUUUGUAAGAUUUAUGGCAUGCGGUAAUUUGAAUAUUUGAUAGUAAAUUAUCGGUAGAGCUUAUCAAGAGACCUGCUAAGACUUCCAAACCAAAAUGUGAAUGAAAAUGUAAGUUAGUGCAUAAAUCAGGCUCGUAUACAUACAUAUUAUUUUGCUAUAAAUAAAAAUGAACAUUGAACUAACAAAACUGAGAACUGAGUUUGUUAAAUGCAACUAACCGUGUCUGCACUAGUAGCUAGUAUGACACGCGCCUUUGCGACAAUCUGCUGAUAAGCAACCAAUGUGUAUACAUACAUACAUACAUACUCGACGUGUCCAGUUAUAAAGAUAAUUUAUUGGGGAAACACCUAUAGUGCCACAAAGAAACAUUUCUUAAAAUACGUUAUAUUACGAGCGGAAGGUUGUGGGAGGCAACAACUUGCGAUGUGGAAACUCAAUGGCUAGGUUGUGAGUCGCACGCGUAUAUAAAAAAUAUGGAGUUUAUAUAUUUAAUAUGCUGUGUCAACACAUUGGAAUUUGGUGAGUAAGGCACGAAGAUUGUGAGGCUAGGAGACGCCGUGCAUUCGCACUCAUAUACAGUGAAACAGUAUAAACUUGUACAAGUCAAUAAACCUACAUAUGCACAAAACACUAAAAUGUUCUAACUGGUAUUGAAUUUAAAAAUCGGUGGGCAAGCAGUUGAUAGCAAUUUUAAUGAAGGCGCGCAUUGAUAAGAUAAAAGGCCAGUUGUAUGCGCAGACGUAGACAUCUCAGUUGCCGUAGACAUGAACUUCAAGCAGGCGACGCUGCUUUCUGCCCACAUUACUGACCAAAUGGCAGCAUGCUUAACGAAAUCGGCCGAAAGUAAUGUGUACGUUAGUGUCAACGUCGUUAAAUUCCCACAUGUUCGUACAAGGCAACUUUAUCUUAUCAAUAUCACUGUGUCUCUGUCGGCUGCAGGCGUGACUAGUCAUCACUGGGUUACCUAUAAAAUGGGCAAGCUCAGCGUCAGCAACGACAAAGCGCAGAUAGACCCGAAAGUGUAUGAAACUAAUUGAAAACAGCGAAGCAAACAAGCUAUUGGAAUAUAUAUACUGAUUGUACGAAAUGCGAAUUCUUCUCGCGUCCAGAUAAUUGUGAAAUUGUGCGCAUUAAAGUGUAAACUGAAAGUAAAACAAAAAAAUAUACGUGAACGCCACUUAACAACGGAGAAUUGUGUGUGGAACUGUAUUGAGUUACAACAACAAAUCAUGUUAGUCAGUUGGAAAUGUAUUUUUCUAAUAUUAUGUAUAAUAUUCAUACAAACAAUGGUGGUACUGAGCACAAAUGCACCGUUGUCGACUAGAAAAGCCCAACUAGCCGGCAUGAGUCCAAGGGCAGCAUGGGGAUUUCUGGAGAAUCAACGUGGUAAAAACGAAAAAAGCAAGGCAUGUACACCAAAAUUAUUGGCGAAACGCGAGGCAGUGCCACAUUCGGCUCCCUAUAUCGUAUCAAUACAACGCAUGACACCAGAUGACGGCCUCGUACAUUAUUGCGCAGGCACUAUAAUUCAUGAGAACUGGAUACUAACAGCAGCUCACUGCCUCACCUCAGAUGAAACAGUGGAGAACUCCAUCAUUGUUGCCGGCUGUCAUGAUCUACGUGGCACCGAAGAAGGCGACUGUGUACAGGUGCGCACAAUUGAUCAUUAUGUGCGACACGAGCUCUAUCUUGGAGGCAUUAAUCCAUAUGAUAUCGCGCUCAUCUACACCAAACGACCGUUACAAUUUACAGAGCAUGUGCAACCAGCCCAGUUGCCAGAACAGGAUGUGCUGCCAGUUGGUAGUGGUACAUUUUAUGGUUGGGGUAAUAUUUCGAUGACAUUGGUACCCAAUUAUCCACAUCGUUUGCAGGAAGCUGAUAUGCCCAUAUUGGAUAUGGAAAUAUGUGAACGUAUAUUAGCAGGAUCUGGUUUGCAACUGCACGAGACUAAUCUGUGCACAGGGCCACUAAAUGGUGGUGUCAGUAUCUGUACUGCUGAUUCUGGUGGACCUCUAAUGCAGCCUUGUUGUGAUGGUUUCGAGGAAGGUUACACAGUUAUUGGCAUAGUGUCCUGGGGUAAAAUGCCUUGUGGCCAGAAGAAUUCUCCAUCUGUAUUUGUACGUGUUUCAGCGUUUACGCAUUGGAUUAGUGAUAUUAUCACAACGGUAACACAGUUCGAGUAAACAUAGGCGAACACUUAAGGAGAGAGAAUUUAGAUAAUGCUCAAAAUUAUAAACUGAAUGGUGUAAUGCCAAAAACUGCAUGGCCUGAAACCGGCUGAUCGUCUGAUUGUUGGAAAAUAAAAUCUCAUGAAUAUAGAAUAGAAACUGUAGUAUUAAUGAAAGUAGUAAUAUGUAAAUAUCUAUAAUACCAUAUAGUACAACUAUUUUAUUUAAAAUUUUAUAAAAUGAAAAAUAUAUACUUAACUACCACAGGUAUUAACAAAAAAUUCUCACAAAAAAAAAAAAGAAAAGAAAAAAAACUCGAAAAAUAAACAUAAAAAAUGUAAUAAAUACAACCACAUAUAUAUUAUACUAAUAUACACAAAUACAUGUUUUUAAAUUCAAUUUAAGGAUACAAAAAUACAUAUAUAUUUAUGUAUGUUUGUAUAUAACUAAACCUUAUAAAGCCUUUUGAAAGUUUAAUUUACGACUCAAUAACAACAUAAAUAAUAAAUUGGCAUAUAUUAUACAUAUUUAUAAAUUAUGACUUUACUUAAAUAUGUCAGCGCCGUGUUACGCAUUAUGCUAGCCUCCGAUACUUAUCACGCGAUUCAAAAAAGUACAAUUAAUGCAUAAUAUGUCUAGAUGAUGCUUCAGAAAAUCACCAUACCAUAACAAAGAUUUUAUGGCGGCGAAAGAUUUUAUGUUUAAAUAAACGUAGUGUGGCAAAAAGGAGCCCUUUAGUAGUCUUGACUUCUAAAUUUCAUUUUUUAAUUUGAGAAAUAUCAAUUUCUACUUAACUUAUUUUGUUUACUCAUAAAGGCAACAGUUUGCCACACAAAGUAUACAUAUGUAGCAAAUUUACUGCUUACAAAAAUAGUUUAUUCUUUUUUGGUUUUGGUCCCCUUUGCUAGACGUUGAUGUUUGACGAUGACUAUCUCGUAAGCACUUAAUCGAAAGACCAGACCAUUUUUGUAGAACAAAAGAUUUCCUUAAAUUCA